AGAUCUGCUGGGUUCCACCGAACCCAGUUGCUGGGUUCCACCGAACCUAGUUGCUGGGUUCCACCGAACCCAGCACAGAAGAAGAAGAGGAAGAAAGAAGAGGAAGAAGAGAAAGAAAGAAGAGGAAGAAAGAAAAAGAAAAAAAAGAAAGGAAGAAGAUGAUCGAAAGAGGGGAAGAAGAUGGUUCAAGAAAGGGAGAUGGCGAGAAAUGGAAGCUCACUCAGGCUGAACAUUCCUGGUGCUCUGUCACUUCAUACAAGCCUGAAGUAUUCUUGAAGGAAGAUGGAUUCAAGGAGGUUCUUGCGCAGUUCCCGCUGGUGGAACAGGUUCAACCGAGACAAAGGUUUUUUGCUCUUAAAUAUGCAGCAGAUGCUGCUUGCACUAUUAUAAUGGCAAAACCAGCCGGUGGUCCGAAAGAGAAAGCAACCUGCAGGAAUGGAUGAGGACUAGCCUCUGCACUGAAGUCGAUCAAUUGUCUUCAUUGUAUCUCACUGAGCUGGUUCUGAACUUCUUUAUGCAUCUCUUGUUUUCUUUUGGAUGCCUAAGAACUUGGCUUGGAAAAUUUUGUUUUUUAUUUUAAAAGAUAGUUUUCGUAUAUUUAACUAUCUGAAAUUUUCCAUCUAGAGAAAAAGAAAAGCCAUCUGAAAUU
Rubroshorea leprosula is the source of this 649-nucleotide messenger RNA. The record is from the annotation of a GenBank genome assembly. NCBI's taxonomy places the organism in Eukaryota, Viridiplantae, Streptophyta, Magnoliopsida, Malvales, Dipterocarpaceae.